Molecule: messenger RNA, 3669 nt
Organism: Trichobilharzia regenti
Lineage: Eukaryota; Metazoa; Platyhelminthes; Trematoda; Strigeidida; Schistosomatidae
Source: the annotation of a GenBank genome assembly
AUGUUUGAUUCGCCUUCUUUUCAGUCGGCAGUAUAUGAUCCCAAUGAUCUGUGUAAAACUAUUCGUCAACAGUGGGAUCAUCUUCCUCUCCCAAUCGCUCAUCUAUGGAAGAAAAGGAGAAAGGUAUGUAUUGUCAGUGAUUCAAUCGGUAAAGAGGAUCAUGAGAAGUCAGAUUUAGCAUGGAAAUCUUCAUCCAACUCAAUUGAUGAUCAUAUUUGGGAGGAAUUUUAUGAGUUUAAUAAAGCCUAUAUGGAAUGCCUAAUCACAUAUUUAAAUGAGGUGAAGUGUAUUGUCACUAUUCACACCGAGGCAAAUGCGUCAUCCUUGUCGGCGUCGUCGUCGUCGUCAGCAGCAGCAGCAGUAACAAACGAUAAUACUUGUGCCAAAACUAGUCAAUCUUUUGAUUAUCCUACUGUGCAUUUAUUGGAGUCAAGUGAAAUAAAUUUGUUGGAUAAUAAUUGGCAGCAAAAUCAAUUGAUUCAUAUUGACAAAGAACGUGAAAUUUUACAGGCUAAUUUUAAUGAAAUAAGCGUACUAGCUGUUUUCCUACACGUUCUGUUCUCAUCAUCCUCAUCAUCAUCAUCAUCGACAUCGUCAUCAUUCCCUGCUUCGUCUUUACCUCCAUCAUCAUCUAGUCAAAUCCCGUUGAUAAAAGAUAUCAAACAACAAAAACUAUGGCAAGAGUUAAUCAAUCAAAUGAGGUUAACAGCAUCUCGUGCAUUUGAACAAUACACCUGUCUGGGAUUUUUAAAACAGAUUAUUCGACGACCCGGUGGAUUGUAUGAUUUGUCUAAUUUUUUGACAGAAUUACUUAAUCGAUUCUUAAAUACUUCACAAUCUCAUAUCUGGAGUGAAUUAGAACUGUACUAUUAUGAACUUACAAUUCGUCAUUUAUGCCAUCAAAUAUGGAUUGAAUUGGCUACUAUCAAUGAGUUGAAUAGUGAGCACUUUGAUAAAACUGAAUAUAUCGGUGUAAAGAAUUGGUUAGAGGCAUGGAUAUAUCGUGUACAAGAAGUCUAUCGAUUAAUAGUCAAUCUAUGGCAGGAUAAAAUGAAUCAAUUUCAAGACAAUUUACAUAUUCUCAUUAUCAAUCAGUGGUGUGAUUAUGUCACAGAUUGUAUUGAUGAAUCUGAAUUAUCUGAAAUGCGUCGAAAUGACUUUCCUCCUGUCAACGCUUUUCUCCCCAGUCAUCAAACUUCACAAGAAUCACAAUCGCAGCAACAACAAAAACUUGACAACAAGCCUUCAAAGAAAGAAAUUCAUUUUUCUCUUCUUUGGUCUUUAUUGUGCGAUGCUGAAAUGAUUCAAGAGAAGUGUAGUGUUCAGUUAGAAAAACUACCCUCAAAAGGUGUGUACUUCUCAAAAACUCUACAGAAGUUGAAAAAGCAUUUAGAUGUGUAUAUAAAAAAUCUAACCACGUCAUCAUCACCGUCGUCAUCCCCGUCAUUAUCAAAUGUCAUUCCACAGUCAAAAUCGUUUGAUACCAGUCAUAACUCUCUCUCAUAUCUAAUACAACAGUUGGAGUAUAGUCUACACAGUCUUCCUGUGCAUUAUCGUGUGUUUUGGUUAGAGGUAACCAACGAUACUGGAAGUGUUACACAUCAAUCGGAUCAAUUACGCGUAAUCCUACAAGAGUUACGGCAAUUACGGAAUUUAUGUGAACGUAAUUGUAUGCUGUGUAAGCAGUCUUUAAGCCUUCUGCAUAAAUUAAGCCUAUCUAGCUUAGAACAACAUGAAUUAUUUGCUGUUAAGAAUAUGCUUCAGUUAUUGAAUACCUGGAAUUAUGGUUAUUCUAUUUUACGUCAGUCAUUAGAACGUGUUAUUCGAGCCGGUGAAGUUGUUGAAUCGGAAAGAUAUCCACUAAGAACACUAAAUACCAGUGAAUUACGUUCAGAAUCAAUUCAGAUGUUGAAACAGAAACAAGCCUUUAUUGAAGCAGUGCAAUUCGGUUUAGAGACUAUACGACUUCAAAUGAAGUCGACUUCAGUUAAACUGCACGAAUAUGAUACUACUUCAAAAUUAAUCGAUCAUAAGACAAAAUUUCAACAUCUAUUGGAAUCACUGAAAAGCUUGUAUCAUAGCAUAUUAAAUGAUGAUAGACUGAAAACUACUAAUAGAUCUGAGAUACCUGAUGAUGAUCUGAAUUGUUUAGUAAUAGCUAGAACAAAACAAGCUAUUGAACUGAGUCAAUUAUGUCGUAAAAUGGAUCAAGUCAAUUGGAACACUGCAUGGGAUGGUUUUCUAGAGUUUACAAAUGAAGCAAAGGUUGACAGUGGAAACUCCAGUCGCUGGAUAGUAUACUUUCUUCAACAUUGUCAUGCAUUUUCAUCAAAAAUCAAUAUGGAGGAAGUCUAUCAGUGUCAAAUAAACCAAUUAGAAGAGAUUAUGCAUGAUUGGACCGGUUGGAUUAAAAAGUAUAUUUGGCCAUUACCAUUCCCCUAUCCAAAGAAUUAUUCCUGGACGCCAAUUAUCAUCUCUAGUAAUCCAUCAAUGAAUAUUAUAUGUCAACAUAAUGAAUAUGAAAAAUCUUUAAAGAUGGACUGUCAACAUUUGACAUCAAAAAUCAAUCAUAAAUUUAUGAAAUUAUCAAAUUUCUAUCAGAAUCAUAUCAAAAAUAAAUCUUCGCUCAUGAGUGGUGGUGGUGGCGGUGCUGCUAGUACACAAGAGGCUGGUGAUAAUACUGGCGAAAAAGCUGGAGUUGGCGUUAGAGAAGAUAAGACAUUCGAACAUUCAAUGGAAUUGUUAGACGUCAAUUAUCCGAAUUCAUUUUUAGAGGAAAUUCGUAAUAUUUGCCAGUUCACAUCACCACCCCUUCCGCCAGCGUCAGCAGUGAAAGUGGGAGCGGCAAAGGAACAAGUGAUUUGUCAGUGUAGUUUCUUUCGCCAGCUAAUCAAUAAUCGUUUACAUGAAAUUCAGUCACGCCUUAUCUAUGGUGAUCACCUGACUUUGGUUAUGAUUGAACAGAUACUGUUCGAUUUGUUCGAAAUUAAAUUUCCUGAUCAUAAGAUACUGACAACUGAUUCACAACUGGAUAAACUAUGGAUGGAUAUUUAUAGUGAAUGUAUUAAGUAUUUACGAAAUGGUUUUCUCAAAUGUCUAUGCACUAUAUUAACAAAUGAUCCGUCUACACAAACACCCAAUAAUAUACCGGCAUCACAAUAUCCCAAUGAAUUUGAUAUUCCAGGCAGUAAAGGUUUCAAUGAACGUUGGCAUAAUAAACUGAAGAUUGAUAGAUUGGUUCGCAAUUCAUCUGAAUCAGAGAAGCAAUUCUUAUUUCUUAUUCAUUUGAUUGUUUUAUUCAACUUAUACGAUACAUGGCAGAAUAUUGUUCAGCUUGCCAGAUUGACCGUCAACCCGAAAGAAACCUCCGUCUAUAAUCCUCUAUUAUUACAAUGGGUUUUAACAACACGACCUAAACUUAUCGAUGUUAUUCUCGCCUAUCCAACAAUUAAAGCAUCACAUAACUACCAGUGUAGUCAAUGUGUUUGUAACAGUGUACUGGGCAUAUUAUUGUCUGUCAAUGAAGUUGAAUUGAAUAAUCUGUUCAGAAAAUUUACCAGUCACUCGGAUUGUAUCGACUAUCUGAUUAUGGAGUCUGUGCAGAAUCUAAGCGAGAAGAUUAAUUAUUGUAUACAGAAAAUCGAUAAUCAUCAUACACAUUUAAGAAUU